Messenger RNA from Varanus komodoensis (Komodo dragon), 1068 nucleotides. RefSeq names its product atypical chemokine receptor 4 (gene ACKR4). Gene Ontology annotation, cellular component: membrane. Gene Ontology annotation, biological process: immune response; G protein-coupled receptor signaling pathway; chemotaxis. Bases 1 to 1065 code for a protein of 354 amino acids. The transcript has a single exon. NCBI's taxonomy places the organism in Eukaryota, Metazoa, Chordata, Lepidosauria, Squamata, Varanidae. The record is from RefSeq and is a predicted model, not a curated record. Gene Ontology annotation, molecular function: scavenger receptor activity; chemokine binding; chemokine receptor activity.
AUGGAACCCUAUCCUAAUACUUCUGAAUACUCCUACUACUACUAUGAUGAGUUUAAUGGAACUAUAGACUAUACUUUGUUUGAACUGUUGUGUACCAAAGAAGAGGUGAGAAAAUUCAGUAAGUCAUUCCUCCCAGUGUUUUACUCUAUUGUCUUCCUUGUUGGGCUUGCUGGGAAUUCCCUGGUGGUGGCAAUCUAUGCCUACUUCAAAAAACUAAAGACCAAGACGGAUGCAUACAUCAUGAACUUGGCCAUUGCUGAUUUGUUGCUUCUUUCCACCCUUCCAUUUUGGGCUGCAAAUGCUGUAAAAGGAUGGGUACUGGGCAUUCCCUCGUGCAAAAUCACUUUUGGAAUAUACACCAUGACCUUCAGUGCCAGCAUGGCGUUCCUGGCCUGCAUCAGUGUGGAUAGGUAUCACGCCAUCGUUAAAUCCCAACGCCAGCAAAGGCCUGUGAGGCACUGCAGCUACACAUGUUCAUUCGUCUGGGCAACUGCCAUGUUACUCAGCAUUCCAGAUCUAAUUUUUAGCACAGUUAAGGAGCACCACAACAGAAUUGCAUGUCUUCAGAUGUUUCCUGAGAGCUUAGGGAAAAUAAUUAGAGUCAUCAUUGAAAUCCUGGAAAUAACACUGAGUUUUGUGCUGCCUUUACUCAUCAUGUUAAUUUGCUACUUUGCUGUGGCCAGAGCUCUCUUCAAGAGUUCCAGUGUUAAAAAAUACAAGUCCCUAAAAGUUCUUGCCAUGGUUGUUGCUGCCUUUAUCAUCACCCAACUGCCUUACAAUGUCAUCAAGCUUUGGAGAGCCCUCGAGAUUAUCCACCCCCUAAUUACAAACUGCAGUGUAAGCAAAGCUGUCGAUGUAGCAUUGCAGGUGACUAAUAGCAUUGCCUUGUUUCACUGCUGCCUCAAUCCCAUCCUGUAUUUUUUUAUGGGGGCCUCUUUCAAAAUGCAUAUGGUUAAAAUAAUGAAACGUUGUGCCUCGUGGAGAAGACAGCAGAGCAUGGCGCCGGAAGAAAUCUGUAUGGACCCUGAAGAUUCGACUGGACAAACAAGCAGUUUUACUAUCUAGAGA